Staurois parvus is the source of this 617-nucleotide messenger RNA. NCBI's taxonomy places the organism in Eukaryota, Metazoa, Chordata, Amphibia, Anura, Ranidae. The record is from the annotation of a GenBank genome assembly.
GGCGGCGGGCACCGAGUCACCAGGCACAAACCGUGGGCUCCGAGUCAACUGGGAUGACCGCUGGCACUGGGUCAGACAUUGGAUCGUCUGGCUGGACAGCGGGCACUGGGUCACCAGGCAUCAGGUCAUUUGGCUCGACAGCGGGCACCGCGUCAUCUGGCAAGGCAGUGGGCUCCGAGUCAACUGGUAUGACCGCGGGCACUGGGUCAGACAUUGGAUCGUCUGGCUGGACAGCGGGCACUGGGUCACCAGGCAUCAGGUCAUUUGGCUUGACAGCGGCCACCGCGUCAUCUGGCAAGGCAGUGGGCUCCGAGUCAACAGGCACGACAGUUGAGCACCGGGGGUCAUCAGGUACCGGAUUGUCUGGCUCGACAGCGGGCAUCGGGUCACCAGGCAUCAGGUCAUUUGGCUCGACAGCGGGCACCGGAUCAGGUACCGGAUCAUCUGGAUCAACAGCGGGCAUCGAGUCAACUGGCCUAAUAGGAUCGUCAGGCUGGAUCAGUUCAUCAUGCUGGGUAGUAGAGGCAUCAGGCGAGUAGAGGCUUCAGGCCGAGUAGAGGCUUCAGGCCGAGUAGAGGCUUCAGGCCGAGUAGAGGCAUCAGGCCGAGUAGAGGCAU